This is a messenger RNA of Herpailurus yagouaroundi (jaguarundi), 5665 nucleotides long. RefSeq names its product aminoacyl tRNA synthetase complex interacting multifunctional protein 1 (gene AIMP1). Gene Ontology annotation, molecular function: tRNA binding. The transcript is spliced from 7 exons. The record is from RefSeq and is a predicted model, not a curated record. Bases 294 to 1223 code for a protein of 309 amino acids. NCBI's taxonomy places the organism in Eukaryota, Metazoa, Chordata, Mammalia, Carnivora, Felidae.
UACUGUUUUAGGCAUUGGGAACAGAACGAUGGACAAAACAGAAACCCCUAUCUUCCUGUAGUUCGCAUUUUAUUGGGGAAGACAUCCUAAACAGAAUUAAGAAAAACAUGUUCUAUUGCAGGUCGUAAUGGGCGCUUAAGGGAUAAGUAAUAAAGCAGAGGAGGAUGUAGUUUGAAAUAUUAGUGUGGCCGGGGAAAGUCUCACUGAAAAGACAACUUUCAAGCCAGAGCUGACGUCAGUGAGAGAAUUAACCAUACAAGUGUCUGGGGAUUUUCUGCCGUAUCUUUAAAAAAAUGGCAACUAAUGGUGCUGUUCUGAAGAGACUGGAACAGAAGGGUGCAGAAGCAGAUCAAAUUAUUGAAUAUUUAAAGCAGCAAGUUGCUCUUCUUAAGGAGAAAGCAAUUUUGCAGGCAACUUUGAGAGAAGAAAAGAAACUUCGAGUUGAAAAUGCUAAAUUAAAGAAAGAAAUUGAAGAAUUGAAACAAGAGCUAAUUCAGGCAGAAAUUCAAAACGGAGUGAAACAAAUACCAUUCCCAUCUGGUACUCCACUGCAAGCUAAUUCCACAGUUUCCGAAAAAGUGAUACAGUCUAUACCAAUGACAACUGUAUCUUCUGGUGCCAAAGAACAGAUAACAGGAGGAAGAGCAGAAGAAAAGAUGAAAGAGAAAAUUGAAAUGAAAGAGAAAAAGGAGAAAAAACAAUCAAUAGCAGGAAGUGCUGACUCUAAGCCAAUAGAUGUUUCUCGUCUGGAUCUUCGAGUUGGUUGUAUCAUUACUGCCAGAAAACAUCCUGAUGCAGAUUCUUUAUAUGUAGAAGAAAUAGAUGUUGGAGAAACAGCCCCAAGAACAGUUGUCAGUGGCCUGGUGAAUCAUGUUCCUCUUGAACAGAUGCAAAAUCGGAUGGUGAUUUUACUUUGUAACCUGAAACCUGCAAAGAUGAGGGGAGUAAUAUCUCAGGCAAUGGUAAUGUGUGCUAGUUCACCUGAGAAGGUUGAAAUCUUGGCACCUCCUACUGGGUCUGUUCCUGGAGACAGAAUUAUUUUUGAUGCUUUUCCUGGAGAGCCUGACAAGGAGCUAAAUCCUAAGAAGAAGAUUUGGGAGCAGAUCCAGCCAGAUCUCUGCACUAAUGAUGAGUGUGUGGCUACAUACAAAGGAGUUCCCUUUGAGGUGAAAGGGAAGGGAGUGUGUAGGGCUCAAACUAUGACCAACAGUGGAAUAAAAUAAAAUAAAAUAAAAUAAAAUAAAAUAAAAUAAAAUACUCAUUUACUGAAAUACAUUGGAGAAAACUUUAAUAACAAUAAAAAGAAAUAUAUUUGUCACUUGUGCCUAAAAUAUAACUGGCUUUUUUAUGUUAUUUCUCUUCUAGACUUGACUAGUCUUUUAAUCAGGUAUAUAUUAUUUUCAGUCAGUUAAAGAAGCACUACAUUUUUACUUGCAAUUUUUGCUCCUGUAUAAUGUAGGAAAGAAAUCAAUUAUGUUUUGUGAUUGUUUAUUUUUUAGCAGGGAUGUUGGUUAGCAGAUUAUUUUUCUUGAUACAUUUAGAUAACUUGAACUAGAUGAACAUUUAGUUUCCUGUUUGUAGGCACAUGGUACAUGAAAUUUUAAGCCUUUGGAUUUUUAGUAUAUUGUAUGUCUGUAUUAUAAAUGUCCUCUCCUCUUCAAAAGUGACAAGUUGGAAUUUUUGUCAGUCUUAUUAAUUAAUCAUAUUGUAAUAAUAUUGAAAAUGGCCAACUAGAGAGCCAAACAUCAUAAAAACUAGGAGAUGUGGUACUUCAACAUUAUUGCUGUUGCUUACCAAAGUAAUCAGACCUGUAAAGGUGACUUUUUUUAAGGGUGAAAUUUUCAGUUGUAUACUGGACUUUCUUUCCAUUUGACAAAAUAAUUAGUAAUAAAUUUCAACUAACUAUAAAGAAUAAACAUUUUGCAAAGUGUUGCCAAUACACUUUGCGAUAAAUUGAUGUAAAAGCAGCAGUCUAAAUUUUUUAGUCUAGAUGGUUGUAAAGAUUCUUUGGGUACCUAAUACAAGAUUAAUUAUAGAUUGUUAACGUUUUAGAAGAGUAUUUAAAAUCAAUAUAUUUUGCUUUUUCAUGUACCAUCACACUGUCAGUAUGUUAAAAGAAAUUGUUACCAAAGUUAACAUAUAUAUGUAUUAAGGUGUCAAAUGCCUAUUUUCACUCAUCUUACAGAUAUUGUAGGAACAAUGAAAAUUAACUUAGGAAUUAUGAGCUUUCAAGUUCACCAGCCUUGAGAUGAUGACUGAUGAGGGCUACCAAAAAGAAAUGCAUCUCUGGAGGUAGGAGUAUAGAUAUUGUUUGAAAGAAAAAUCAUACAUACAAUAUCUAGCUGCUUAUAGUCUCUAAUCAGAAAGAGAGGCAAAAUAAAUUUAAAACAACCCUGCAUGCCAGUUUAUGAAAGGUAUAAUUAAAUUUCAUUUAUUUAAGUCCAUGGAGUUCUGGUAGGCCAGUUUUAUCUUCUUGCUGAAAAACCAAAUAUUAACAGAGCAACAAUAGCAACAAUUGACAAGUAAAUACAAAUGAAACUCAAAAGUUAUUUUGUACUCAGGAUAAAUUAUUCUUUUGGAAAUAAGACUGUUAUAAAAUCUUUCGUGAUUCUGUAUUUUCUAAUUUUUCCCAAUUAAAUUUCUUUAAAUAUUCUAAUAUAAAUUAAAGAAUGUUUCAACUACUUAGAUAAUUGAAAUAUUUGUUCCCAGGUUUUAAAAUUACAUAAAACAUUAAUCAAGUCAUCAACGUAGCCCCAUUAUUAGUCAUUGUUUUUACAGGAAAAAGAAUUCUAUUUGUGUCACUGGGAUAAGAGAGUUCUUAUGGAAUCAACAACAACAAAAAUGGCAUUGGUAGUGAACUGUACAUAAACCUUUUGGCUUCUGACUAGUAUUCAGCCCUUUAAGGAUUUCAAUGGUAGAAGAUAGUGUUAGGUCACAGCCUAAACAGUUGGUGCCUUUCAGCCUCUAUUUAAACCAGAAAAUAAUAAAUCAAUGAAGUUGACCCAAUCACAGGAUGCUUUCUUAAGCAAGAUUGGCCCACUAUCUUACUGUGAAUAUUGGGAGUACUAAUUUUUCUUAUAUUUAGAAAUUCCAUGUGUAUUAUUGCUUUGAGAUUAGUCAUUUUCAGGGCAUGUUUAUUUUAAUAUAAAAUUGAAAAUUUUUUCUCCGCCUUUCACUAAAAGCAUUAGGUACUCUAGGAUACAAGAAUAAGUGCCCACCAAACAUGAUUUAUCAUUGCUUUUUAAAAAUAUGUAAAUUUCUGUUUAGACUAUCUACAGAAUAUUCAAAGUAACUCAUUGAAGUUUAAUAAGAAGCAUGUCAGCAAGACAGAGGGUGUGGAUAAGACUGUGUCAAGCAACAUUAGGGAGUUUAACCAGGUCCCAGAGUCUUGGCCUUGGCUUUGCAGGUCCAAAAGCCUGCAUUUGUAGAUGACUGUCAGAGAUGCUAAGAUAUCCAAAGAGCUUAGUAUUGGUUUUGACACCAGAUUAUCUAGUUUUGAUUUCUGGCUGUACAACUUAAAUGCAUAUGUAAGCUAGGGUAACUGUUUAGCCUAUAUGUACUCUAUUCCCCUUGUUUAAGAUGGGUACAGUAAAGUACUUAUCUUAGAGUUGUAAAGAGUGUGGGAGUUUAGUACCUAGAGUACUUAAGACAGUUCCUAUUGUAUAAUAGAUACAUAUCAUGUUGAUAUUAGUUUAUGGUAGAGAUAUUCCUUUUCCAGAAACUACUGUUCUUGAGAUUUCCUGAGAAGUUAAAUUCUUGUUCAGAACGUUACUCAGUGUAUAUGAAGUGAGCAGAGAAUCUUAAGGAAUAUUUCAUACAGACUGAGGUCCUGUUUUUUAACAGACUCUAUUAUUUUUUUGUACCAGAUAUAGUAUCUGUUACCUUGCUGGAGAUGUUCAUUACUACAUUACUGAAAAUUUCCCACUGAAAUCUGUUGUUUAGAUAUUUAGAUACCAUUCAUGUUCAUUGAUGCCCUUUGACUGGUUUAAUAUUAAUGAUAAAGUUUUAAAUAGUUUUGCAAUUUUCUUAUACUAGGAAGACAAUAUUUCUCACUAUUGUGUUUUAGUUUAUUAUAAAUAGAAGCAAUUCUCUUUUCAAGUUCUUGGUCAGUGGGGAAGCAUAUCACUAUUGCGUGUAACAGGAACAUUAAAAGGAUAUGAGUAUACCUCAGCUUUCCAGGGAAAUUAUAUGUUGUACCUUUAAAAAAAUAAAAAUAUCAGAAGUGCUCAAUACUAAGGGUAUACUUUAGCCACAUAAACUGUGACACUCUGAGCAUUAUGCAACAAUGUAAAAAACUAAAACUUUAUCACCAAAAUACCAAAUAAAAACUAUGGAGGAAAAUUAAUGUAACUCAACUAACAAUAAUAUUGCAAAUUACUGUUCUGUGGAGAAACCUUUACUCUCCAAAAUUUCAAUUAAGGAAUAAACCAUGCCCUUUUCUAACAAAAGUUGGGGGAGGGGAGUAUAUUCAUAUUUCUCUGCUAUUAUGGAUUUUUAUUAUAGAAUUAUUAUUAAGAUAUUUAGUGCUUUAUAGCUAACAAAAUAGUUUCACACAUCUUACCUGUUUCUUAACUCUAUAGAGGUAGACCAGCCAUUUCAUUUACCCUAAAGAACCAACAGAAAAGUUAAAUAAAUGCCUGUGCUUAGUGUACCUAGCUGAAACCUAGAUCUUCUUCCAGUUUUUAACUAAUCCUGUGCUCUUCUCCAUUACAAUAUACUACCUUAUGUGUCACUUAAAUGCCCUGUGGUUUCUUGUAUUUGCAUGAGAAACAACUUUUCUUCUGUUUAAACUUUAGGAAAAGAUAGUGAUAAACUCCCUAAACUGUAGUAGUUCAUGUAAGGAGAUUAGGGUGACUCCUUUAGUGGAGUAUUUAAGAGAUUCUAAAGAGAGAAGUGAGAUCAUUCAUUAAACAUUGCUUUGGAGUGGUUGGUUACAAAGAUAAUUUACCAACUUUCUUCUUUUUGUUGCAGAAGUUCUUAGGAAGAAUCUCUUGGUAAAACAAGGCUGCUGCUGCUGGUAGUAGUUGGCUUGAUUCUAUGAAUAGUGUACUGUUGAGGGCACUGAUCCUGACUGGCCAUCCCAAAAGCCAACCUAUGAGAGAAGUCACUAAGUUCUGAUAGAUAGAUAGAUAGAUAGAUAGAUAGAUAGAUAGAUAGAUAGAUAUAAGUAAUAUUUAAUUAUUUAAUCCAGGAGCAACUCUAUAGUUACACCUCAUUUGCAGUACCGUUUGGAUGAUAAUCCCAAAAUUUGCAGUGAUAAUGACAAGAAGGAAGGUAACUGAUGGCUAAUAUACCUCUAUACAAAACCAGACAUUCAGAUACCAACUUGUUGGAAUGAAAAAGAGUGGCUUACACAUUCUUGCUUACUGCACUUUUUAUAGUUCUGGUUUUUCCUUUGGAUAAAUCUUGGCAGAGAUAAUUCAUAGGGGUAUAACUCCAAAAAAAUUUUGGAAAAAGGACCCAGAACAAUGAAAUAAUUGCUGGUUUGAAAGUGAGCCAUCUGGAAUUUCAGAGUGUGAAUUAAUUAUUGUAUAUUAUAUUUUUUCACCCUUAUGUAUUCCCUUGUUUAUUUUUUUUCCUUCCCCUUCCUUACUCCCACCCCCCGCCUAGCAUACACUAUUCCCAAUUCUCUGGAUUUUUUAGUAAAAUAUGUGUGUAAGUGUUA